AUGGCGGCAAUAACGGAGCAGAUAAGUAGCAUGGUUGACAAGGAGGUGGAAGUGCAAUACGUUCAUCCUCACCCACGAAUCACUCGUAUGGCAUGCCUAUGGGUGGGCAAGAGCCGGUGGUCUCGAUCUCGCCACCACUACAAGGCUUACGUGGCGACGGCAUCACACCGAAAUGGCACUCGAUGCCGAGAUGAAAAACUUGCAAAAUGGAAGUGCCUCAGCACAGGGGCAACUGCAGGUCUCCGAUCUUUGGACUGGAAGCAAAUUCGGAGGAUAGUCGGGCUGAAUCCGUGGGGAGAGCAGAUUUUGUAUCGACUCAAGUUGCAAGCUUUCUCUCUAUACGACAGACGUAACGAGAAGUUGGGCUGCCCCACUCUUCGUGUGUCCAUAAAGUUGACAUUGAUUUACAUAAUGUUUUCUGGACAUGUCCAGCAGCGCACCAAUUGCGUUGGGUAUUUGUUAGGAGGUGGCGGCAACUCGGCCUGCCUGAGAAGAUUAUAG
This is a messenger RNA of Phytophthora megakarya, 501 nucleotides long. The record is from the annotation of a GenBank genome assembly. NCBI's taxonomy places the organism in Eukaryota, Oomycota, Peronosporomycetes, Peronosporales, Peronosporaceae.